Molecule: messenger RNA, 3021 nt
Organism: Fonsecaea nubica
Lineage: Eukaryota; Fungi; Ascomycota; Eurotiomycetes; Chaetothyriales; Herpotrichiellaceae
Exons: 4
Coding region: 1-3021 (1006 amino acids)
Biological process (GO): positive regulation of transcription by RNA polymerase II
Cellular component (GO): nucleus
Molecular function (GO): transcription cis-regulatory region binding; DNA-binding transcription factor activity
Source: RefSeq, a predicted model, not a curated record
AUGGUGGCAGAGAUUCGCAGCGGAGUCAAGGCAACAACGGACAGUCUUCGCCGCGCACGCGCCCUCCAUGCCCUACGUCAAAAACACCCUCUGACGGCAACGGAUGGCACGCCCAAGCUGCUAGCAUGUCUUGAAGGCGUGACACCAACGUGGCGUCCGACGCACUCGGAUGAGCAACUCCUGGACGAGUAUUUCGACCAUGUUUUCCCCCUUCAGUUUCCCUUUUAUGUGGCUUCUCUUCCUGAAAGGGGCCACGGCUGGCUCCGUUCCCUGAUGGUGAGAUGCGAACCCCUGUGCUAUGCAGCACUUGCCCUGGCCCUCGUCUAUCGCGAUCCGAGCUCGCACCGCACCGACGCCAUCCGUGGGCGGCCGCGCGAAAACGAACAGCAACGGCUCUAUGGUCUAGCCGUAACUGGCUUGCGGCAACACAUUGACCGCUUAAGCGAGAAAAGUGUCCAAGAAGGCCUGCGGGAUGGGAUUGAAGUGUUCGCUUGCGUCGUCUAUUUGAUCAUGCUCGAAAAGCACAUGAUUGCAUCUCCAGGCAUGUUUCCCUAUCUGCAAGCUUAUUGCGUGGCUUUCCCAUACUACCGUCUUUCUGCUUUAUAUGACGAAGACAAGCAGAUCGAAGCAGCAAUCAGUCAGGCAAGCUCCACUGACUCCUCCCUUGCCCUUGUGGAUCAUGUUGCCGUAGAAUUCUUCAGUGCUGUUUUCCUCUGGUUCGAUACCUUGGCCACCGUCUCGACAGGCUGCAAACCUCAAUUUGCCGACAUCUGCGCAGCCGCUUUUGGCGCCUCAGACAGCAAGGUGCGACUACGGAAUAUCAUGGGUUGCGAGAACUGGGUGAUGAUCAUCAUUCGGGACAUCGCAGUGCUCGAUGGAUAUAGGAGGGGAGGACAGGACGGACAACUUCGGAGAGGCGAGGACGUUUGCCAGAAAUAUAUUGAGCUCAAGGAGCGUCUACGAUUGGGUCUCGCUGAACCCUGGGAGAGCUACCUUUCACUUUUGGCAAAGGGACCCAAAGACAGAGCAGCAGAGACUUGGCUGGUCCAGGCUACUCCCAUCGUCACCCAUGUCUUCGCCUGUGCGGCCCUGGUUUACCUGACCGUCGUUCUGUCUGGCCCUGAUCCCUAUCUUCCUGAGAUUCGGGACGCCGUUUCAAGAUCGCUGAAGAUAUUCAGUGUCCUACCCGAUGUUCGGAUACUGCAUGCCAUGCUCUGGCCUUUUUGUGUUACCGGAUGCAUGGCACUUAAAGACCAAGAGUCUUCGUUUGAGGAGUUGGCGGUGAAGGCUAGCGCGUUGACUCAAGGGCCUGGUAUUUGGUUGAGGGCUCUUCAGGUGAUGAAGACAUGUUGGCAGAUCCGGAGUGAGGGGAGCCAGGAUCACCCUUCCGCCGAUUGUCAGUGUCUGAGGGCGGGUCUGAAAUGCACCUACGAAGAGAAGCCUGCAAAACGUGGCCGGCGGCGACGAGGACACGCCCACGAGAGCACCCUUCCCUACUCUGGAAGUCUGAUUAGGUUGAACUCUCCACCCUCUCGAACAUCUGAACUCUCGCCUACGGCACCAUCUGGAAACCUUACAGAGCACGAGUUCGAGUUUGACGGUCUCGCCCAGGGUAUCGCACCUGAUGGAGACUGUGAGAGAUUUGACGCUGAUGGUCAAAACUACCCGUUUGAGUCUCAGAUAUUUGAGUCUGGCACGAUUGCUAUUAACGACGACCCAUGUAUGAUACCAGAUCUGUUACCCCCAGAGGAUGAACUAUCCAGGGGCGACGACAUCUGGAACGCUAUCGACGAGUUUUUUGACACAUUGCAUGUUGUGUUCCCUAUCCUGUCAUAUGCAAGCCUUGCUUCACGUUUGAUCAUUGACCCCGCAUGGCGUGCUAUUCCGGAAUUUCGCACGCUACUCCUAUCCAUUCGGGUAGUGAACGCAGCAGGCCAAUUUCGCAUGGCUCCAUCAGAUACGGCACAUAUUUCCGAGCUCAUUACCCAAGUUGAGAAGUCACGCUUGGAAUACGACUUUGCCGACCCUCCAACUCUCGAUAGUGUGGUUAUUUCUUUGUUUCUAUUCACCGCCUAUAAUGUCCUCGAAAAACACAACCGCGCAUUCCUGUACCUGGACGAGGCGCUGUCUCUCCUGGAGGUGGUAGGCGUUGCCGACGAAGAAGAGCGGCACCGAAAGGCACAAAUUGAGCAGGUGCUCUUUAACACAGAAGCAGCGACCAUGGCAAUCUAUGCGAACCAAGGUAGACGGCGGCGGGCUCGCAGACCACGGGAAGUUGUGGAUAUACCACUGAGGGCAUCCCAUACCCUUGGCGCCCUUGAUGAAUCCGACAGGGUUGCUCUGCACCUGUUGAGACGCCUUACUGAAAUACAUCUCGCCGAGAAUGCAGAAGCGUUUGACGAAAUCGACAUUGACUCCGAGGCUGACAUGGCAACGCUGUUCGGGGCAGUUUUUAAACGCCAUCGGUACUCCCGUAUACAAGCUGCAGACGUGGUGGUCACGCGGCAAUGGCAACUUUCAACAAAGCUCGUCGCCAAUCUCAAAAUGGGCACCGGCAUCUCCCCGAGAUUACAGAAAUCGGUCGAGGCCCUGGGUCUUGCAGCCAUGUCUUGGAUUUGCUUACUGGGAGAAGGCGAACUACGAAUCGUGGGGCUCGGGAAACUGUCUAGCCUUGCGCAGAACAUCCGCGUCCUGGCAGGGAGAGGCCAGUGUCAAUACAUCCUAGGUGGCCUCGCGGGCGCUGUCAUCAAGGAGGAUCAUGAGAAGAUCUUUGCGCCUCAACUCGCAGGGGUGGUCAUGCCUCUGAUUUCGAAAGUACCUGCAUCGCUCAAUGUCAGGCCGCCCUACGAAUAUCAGAGCCUGGGGCCUCAGGCACGGACAGCGACACAAGUUGAGCCUAUGAGUGGUCGCGUCUUCGAGACCAAUAGCAUUUCAUGGGAUUCUUUGACACCGAGUGAUGCUGAGCAGACUUAUGAUGGCAAUUCACUAGACCCUAUCGAUCGAUUUAUUGACCUCUCUUGA